This is a messenger RNA of Hibiscus syriacus, 3426 nucleotides long. Its product is annotated as probable LRR receptor-like serine/threonine-protein kinase At1g56130. NCBI's taxonomy places the organism in Eukaryota, Viridiplantae, Streptophyta, Magnoliopsida, Malvales, Malvaceae. Gene Ontology annotation, molecular function: ATP binding; protein binding; protein kinase activity. Gene Ontology annotation, biological process: protein phosphorylation. The transcript is spliced from 24 exons. Bases 124 to 3234 code for a protein of 1036 amino acids. The record is from RefSeq and is a predicted model, not a curated record.
GGUUAGGUAAAAGCUGGGGUUAUAUAUUGUGGUCCUGUUACUAAUUCCCAUCGGAGAAUACGGUGGAGAUUUGAUCUCGAGCUUAGAAGUAAGUGAAAAACGAACACGAUUCCCAGGUUGAAGAUGAAGCCACGACGACUGUGUUCUUGGGAAGGCUGGCUCUACUUCUUGUUGCUGGUUGUUUUGUUUUCAUGCAACCAAUCCAUUAAUGCCCAGACUAGUGCCACUGCCGCCACCGAUCCCUCCGAAGUGAGAGCACUAAAUUCAAUCUUCCAACAAUGGGGUCUACAAGCUCUGGAUACAUGGAACAUCAGUGGAGAGCCAUGCAGUGGAACUGCUCUCACCGCAAGCGAUUCCGAGUUCGAGGAUCCUUCUAAUAACCCUGCUAUCCAAUGUGAUUGUUCUUUCCAAGGUGGCACCGUUUGCCACAUCACUAGCCUGAGGGCGUUUGAUCUAGAUAGACGAGGAGUGAUACCAGAGGAGCUCUUGCAGUUGCCCUUUCUGUAUUACUUGAAGAUUGAUAGGAACUUCUUCACUGGUCCUUUGCCAGCAUUCAUUGGAAACAUGUCUAGAUUAGGGUUACUGUCACUUGCACAAAAUGAUUUCUCUGGACCUAUUCCAAAGGAGCUUGGAAAUCUCAAGGAGUUAUUUAUGCUGUCUUUGGGAAAUAAUAAUUUCUCUGGAAUAGUGCCUCCAGAACUUGGUAAUUUAGUCAAGCUUGAAGAACUAUACAUUAACAGUUGUGGAUUCAGUGGUGAGAUUCCCUCAACUUUUGCUAACUUAGAACGACUGCGAAUCGUGUGGGUAUCGGACAACGCAUUCACAAGCAAAAUACCAGACUUUGUUGGUAACUGGACAAGGCUAACAUCAUUGAGAAUGGAAGGAAACUCUUUUGAUGGUCCAAUUCCAUCCAGUUUUGCAAAUUUAACCUCAUUGACUUCUUUGCGAAUCGGCGAUAUAUACAAUGGGAGUUCUUCUCUUGAUUUCGUAAGAAAUCUGGUGAACUUGAAUGAUUUAGUUAUAAGAAAUGCCAUGCUCACUGGUAUUUUUCCAUCUUAUAUCACGGAAUUACAAUCUUUACAAAAGCUGGAUUUGAGUUUCAACAACUUAACAGGCCAAAUUCCAAGCACUUUGUUCACUAUGAAUUCUCUCAGAUACUUGUUUCUUGGAAACAACAGUCUAUCAGGUUCCAUUCCAAGCCAAAAGAGUGGUACACUUCAGACCAUAGACUUAUCGUACAACUUUCUAUCAGGAAACUUGCCUUCUUGGGUGAACUCAGGCUUACAACUGAACCUUGUGGCCAACGACUUAAGACUAAGCAGAUCAAACACAAGGCAUUUUCCAGGAUUAGAUUGCCUUCAAAGAAGCUUCCCAUGCUUUAGAAAUGCUCCAAGAUAUGCAAACUUCUCGAUCAAGUGUGGUGGACCGGCGAUGAUAUCUGAUAGGAUAUUAUUUGAGGCAGAUAAUAAUCCCCUUGGUGCUGCAACGUUUAACGUAAUCGGUACACGGAAAUGGGCAGUUAGCAAUGGAGGCUUGUUUGCAGAUAGUUCGAAUCCACAGUAUGCAAGAAACACCAUAGUACAAGUGAGAGGUACCAACACUCCGGGGCUGUAUCAGACUUCAAGGCUAUCCCCUGAAUCACUCAGAUACUAUGGCCUAGGCCUUGAGAAUGGACUCUAUACCAUAAGGUUGUUCUUUGCAGAAACGGGUUUCCCAGCCCCAAGCUCACAGUCCUGGAAGAGUGUAGCAAGGCGUGUUUUCGAUGUUUAUAUUCAGGGAACCCGGAGAUUAAGGGAUUUCGAUAUAUCAAAGGAGGCUGGUGGUGUUAAUACAGCAAUAAAUAGGAAUUUCACCGCCAGUGUAACUGAGAACCACCUUGAAAUUCACCUGUUUUGGGCUGGUAAGGGGACUACUGGCACACCAGAAGAGGGUACUUACGGUCCAUCCAUUUCGGCUAUUAGUGUCGUUCCAAAUUUCAAACCAACCGUCAGUGGAUUACCACCAGGAAAUCCUAAAGGGAAGAACCGCACAGCAUUGAUCGCUGGAGUUACGGUUCCUGUUGUGGUAUUGGCUUCGAUACUUAUGCUCACAAUUAUUUAUGUGAAGAGAAAGAAAGAAGAUGAGGAGGAGGAGGUGCUUAUUGGCAUCAGCCCUAGACCGAAUACAUUUAGUUAUUCCGAGCUAAAAGAUGCGACUCAAGACUUUAGUCCUUCGAAGAAGUUAGGAGAAGGGGGAUUUGGACCUGUGUACAAGGGUACACUGCCUGAUGGGAGAGUUGUUGCUGUGAAACAACUUUCAUUAUCAUCAAACCAGGGGAAAGAACAAUUUGUUACUGAGAUAGCUACCAUAUCAGCGGUGCACCAUCGCAAUCUCGUCAAACUAUACGGGUGCUGCAUCGGAGGAAAUAGUCGACUCCUCGUUUACGAGUAUCAUGUGAACAAAAGCCUUGAUCAGGCACUCUGGGGAAAAAAUGGCCUGCAUCUCGAUUGGCCAACCCGCUUCAAUAUCAUCUUAUCGACUGCAAAAGGGCUAGCUUAUCUUCAUGAGGAGUCUAAGCCAAAGAUUGUGCAUAGGGAUGUCAAGGCAAGCAAUAUUUUGCUUAACGAAGAACUCUGCCCAAAAAUAUCUGAUUUCGGGUUGGCAAAGCUUUAUGAUGACAAGAAUACACACGUCACGACUCGCGCCGCUGGAACCAUUGGCUACCUGGCACCGGAAUACGCAAUGCGUGGGCAUCUUACAGAGAAAGUAGAUGUUUUUAGCUAUGGUGUUCUUGCUUUGGAGAUUAUAAGUGGUAGACCAAACUCCGACAAUACAUUAGAAGACGAAGAAGUUUAUCUUCUUGAAUGGGCAUGGACCCUGCAUGAAAAUAACCAACUAUUGAGCCUGCCCGAUCCAAGAUUAGCGGAGUUCGACAAAGACGAAGCUCUGCGAGUGAUGAAGGUGGCACUUUUAUGCACUCAAGCAUCUCCGUCGAUCCGACCGCCCAUGUCUCGUGUCGUUGCUAUGCUUUCAGGAGAUACUGAGGUGAACAAUGUUACAACAAAACCAAGUUAUAUAACUGACUGGGAUUUCAAGGACAUAACAGAAGCCUUCGUGAAUGGAGAAACACAAACAUCCAUUGGAACCGAUAACAGCAGAAGCGAAAUCAAGAGUAGGAGCAAGACUAUUUCAAGUCUGGAUGAUCAAUCAACGCUUACUACUGAAUUCAGGGAGACUAUUGCAGAAGGAAGGUGAGAGUUGUUUGUUCCAUGUCUUGAAAAAUACAUACAACUUUGGUACAUUUCAUUUGUUGUUUCUUCAACUCUGCCUACUGAAUUUGUAGUUCUAGAAACUAUAAUUUCUAUAUAGAGUGACGUGUUGUAAUAAACGUGUAACAUAUUAUAACAUUCAUAAUAAAAUACAUAAAUUAACAAAGAAGUUUUUACU